Molecule: messenger RNA, 1380 nt
Organism: Aphis gossypii (cotton aphid)
Lineage: Eukaryota; Metazoa; Arthropoda; Insecta; Hemiptera; Aphididae
Gene: Ccs
Product: copper chaperone for superoxide dismutase
Exons: 6
Coding region: 320-1126 (268 amino acids)
Biological process (GO): removal of superoxide radicals
Molecular function (GO): copper ion binding
Source: RefSeq, a predicted model, not a curated record
UGUCGUUAUAAAUUACAAUCCACUGUAAUGGUAACUUAUGGCCAUGAAUUAAUAUUUAAUACCUUUAUAUAUAUUAUAUAUCUUAUUUCAUGCUUAUGAUUUACCACUUACGUAACUACUAACUACCACAGAAUAAUUAUUAAAUACUUACUUGUCAAACAUUGUUGAUAUUUUCUUUUAACUGUUCAUACUUUGUUUAUCUUUCCUACAACCACAUACAACACUCAACACUUUUACACUUUUCUAUUCAAAUAAUAUUAAAUUAGAUAGCUGACACGGAUACAUUUCAAACAAUAAUAAAAAAACAUAUAUAGUUAAAAUGUCUGCUAAGCUAGAAUUUGCUGUUAAAAUGUCUUCUCCGUUAUGUGCUGAUAAAAUACAAGAUCAACUAAGGCAAAAUGGUAUUUCAAAAUCUAAUAUUCAUAUAUCUUAUGAAACUGGAACUGUUACUGUUACUACGGAUCAACCAUCUUCCCUUAUUUUGAAUUCUAUUGAAAAAACCGGCAUUAAAGCAGUACUUAAAGGAUAUGGAAGUGCUACAUAUGACAAGAACUUAGGCGCUGCUGUCGCUAUGUUAGGUGGAUCAACUGGUUAUAGCAAAUUAGGUAUAAAAGGUGUUGUUCGGUUUGUUCAGAUAAACAAUAAUGAAUGUAUAGUGGAUGGUACUAUUGAUGGGUUAUCUCCAGGAAAACAUGGCAUCCAUGUAUAUGAAUGCGGGGAUUUAUCUAAUGGAUGUGAUAGGAUUGGAGAUCAUCUUAAUUUGAAACAAACGUCACAUGGUAAUCAAACUGAUGGCCCAGAUUUUAGGCACACAGGUGAUUUAGGAAAUAUCACUGCUAAUGAAGAUGGAAGAGCAAUAUUUUAUUUUAAAGAUAAAUUAAUAAAUGUAUCACAUUUAAUUGGUCGAGCAGUUGGUAUUACAGAAAAUGAAGAUGAUUGUGGUAAAACUAAAAUCAAUACAUCAGAUGUUGAUGGAAAUAGCGGGAAAAGAAUUGCUUGUGGUAUUAUAGCUAGAUCUUCCGGUUUAUUUGAAAAUAACAAAAAGAUAUGUGCUUGUGAUGGUGUAACACUUUGGGAAGAAAGAGAUGUACCAUUAGCUGGGCCCGGCAGACAAAGAAAAAUAUAAUGUUAAAAUAAUUAUAGGUAAUUUAUACUUAUUUAAAAGAUAUGUAUAUUACAAAUAUACAGAUCUUAAAUAUAUUAAACUAAAUAAUUGUUAUUUUGGUUUUAAGAAAAAGUGCAAUGGUUCUAAAGGUAAAAUAGUUAAUAAAAAUAAAAUAUCUUUGUAUCAAUUGUAUAUUUGUGUUUUUAAAUUCUAUACAUCAUGUUUGUUUUAUUGAUAUGAGGUUUUAAAGUAAUAAAAAUUUCAGUUUAAAAGUA